Messenger RNA from Cajanus cajan (pigeon pea), 2544 nucleotides. Its product is annotated as golgin family A protein. The record is from RefSeq and is a predicted model, not a curated record. NCBI's taxonomy places the organism in Eukaryota, Viridiplantae, Streptophyta, Magnoliopsida, Fabales, Fabaceae.
GUGAGGGAGGGAGGGUGUGGAGUGCCAACUGCCAAAAGCGGCGUACAUGGUGUGACUACUAUAAUACCACGUACCACCCAAUCUUCCUCCUACGUCGUUGGACUUUCUUCUUCCACCCCACCACUCAAAAUCCGACACGUGUUCCUCCCUUUCCUCUCGCUGCUGCUACUAGCCUACUACUACUACAUGUCACUUGUGUAUGCGGCUCAUCAUCAUUCACCAGAGACUACACACAGACACAAAUCUCGGGUGAGGCAAAACCCAAGCAGCAUGGACAUGAUUCCUGGGAAGAUCCGAAAACGAGGCUGCUCCUCCUCUGCCUCCUCCUCCUCCUCCGUGCUCCACAACUACCGCUUCAAGAGAACCAUCCUCGUCGGGAAGCGUGCCGGAUCCACUACGCCCGUCCCCACCUGGAAGCUCAUGACCUCCAGAUCUCCGCUCCGGCCACUUCCCUCCCCCAAGCCCCGCCAGGUCGCCGUCUCCGCCAGAAAGCUCGCCGCCACUCUAUGGGAGAUGAACGAGAUUCCCUCGCCCGCCCUCAGCUCCAAGAAGGGCCUCAGACCCAGAGACCGAGUCGCCAGGUCCACGCGCUCCGGUUCUCUGCCUCCUCAUUUGUCCGAUCCAUCACACAGUCCCGUCUCCGAGAGAAUCGAUCGAUCCGGAACAGGGAGAAGCCAGAAAAGAACUCCCUCUAUUUCUCACAGGCAGAGGGUCACUGAACACCAUCUUGGUCCUUUCGAUUCUCUUAGCAAUGUUAGUCUCAUGGAGAUUGAAACCAGAUCACGAGCGCAGACCCCUGCUUCAUCUGCUGUUGGAGUUAAACCACGUUUAAAAGAUGUUAGUAAUGCUUUAACGACAUCCAAAGAGCUACUUAAAAUUAUAAACCGGAUGUGGGGUCAUGAGGAUCGUCCUUCCUCUAGUAUGUCCCUUAUCUCUGCUUUGCAUACUGAGCUGGAGAGGGCGCGCCUACAGGUCAAUCAGCUUAUCCAGGAACAGCGCUCAGAUCAGAAUGAGAUAAAUUAUUUGAUGAAGUGUUUUGCUGAAGAAAAGGCUGCUUGGAAAAACAAGGAGCAAGAAAUUGUUGAGGCUGCAAUUGAAUCUGUUGCUGGAGAACUCGACGUAGAGAGGAAGCUCAGGAGACGGUUUGAAAGCUUGAACAAGAAGCUUGGGAGAGAACUGGCUGACACCAAAGCAUCCCUUCUUAAGGUGGUGAAAGAACUUGAAAGUGAGAAGAGAGCAAGAGAAAUUAUUGAGCAAGUAUGUGAUGAGUUAGCAAGAGAUGCUGAUGAAGAUAAAUCUGAGAUUGAGAAACAAAAGAGAGUGUCUACAAAAGUUUGCGAAGAGGUAGAGAAAGAAAAGGAAAUAAUGCAGUUGACCGAUAGAUUACGCGAGGAGAGAGCUCAAAAGAAACUCUCCGAGGCAAAAUAUCAGCUCGAGGAAAAGAAUGCAGCUGUUGAUAAGCUCAGGAAUCAACUUGAAGCUUUUCUAGGAAGCAAACAAGUUAUUAGAGAAAAAGGUCGCAGUUCCACAACUUCCACUCACUUGAAUGAUGAAGAAAUUGCUGCGUAUCUGGGUAGAAGCCGAAUAGGUUCCCAUCUCAUUGCAGAUAAAGAAGAUGAUGAAGGAGAGGUUGACAAUGGACUAGAAUGUUGUGAGGAGGAAUCUGCUGAGAGUGAUCUGCAUUCUAUAGAGUUAAAUAUGGACAACAACAACAAGAGUUACAAGUGGACACACCCUUCCGAAACCAGAUUCGAUACGAGAAGAUAUCCAAUUGAGGAAGAAAUGAAAGGAAGUAGGAGGUCUACCUCUGGGAAAGCUUCGAGGAAAAGCACUUCCUUACAAAGGAGUAUAUCAGAUGGAAUGGAAUGGGGAGUCCAAGCUGAUAAGCUUCAAAAUUCAGGACAUGGGAUAGAUUGGGAAAGCUUUUAUGAACUGGAAAAACAAGCUCAAGGAAAAGGUUAUGGGGAUGAAAUGCAAGGCUAUAAAUCAGUGAAAGGUCUGAGGGAUCAGAUAUUGGCCAGUUCCAAGCUUGGAUCUUCAAGAGGUUAUGCCAGUCCAACUAGACAGUUUUCCCAGCCUUGGCCAUCACGAGAUCUCCCAAAUAAUUUUCAGGAAAGACCUGCUUCAGCGCAGGGAAAUGGUCUAAAAUCAAGGUUAGGGGAAGGCCAGAAUGUAAGGAAGUCCAAAAGGUGAGUUAAUGCUCAUGUCUUUGGACACAAACAUGUGGUUGCCAAGACCAUACCAGUUUGCUUCUGCUAUCAUGAUGGCUGGUAAAGUUGCAGGACAAAGAAUAUCAUAGAUCCACGAGCCACUUGGUAGAAGCUGAAAGAAGCUUUUCUCCUUUUAAGUUUUAUUCUGUUGAUAGCCCAUGCAUGGCUGCUGAAGUUGCAGCUCUCGCUGCUUAAAUUUUCAUUUGACCCUAUGUGUAGGUAUGGUCGUGUUUGUAGAGUUCAGAACAUGUGUUAUAUAAGUAUAACCCGCGAGUUUUUGUUUUCUUCUGUAAUAUAAGCUGAAGGUGAUUAAGAACAUAUUUUUUAUUUUCUC